CUUGGAUUGAAUGGACCAUAUAACUUCCCCACCAGGAUAAUUAUAAUUGCAAAUAAUUUACCAUACAGAGAAAUAGAGAAUUGCGUGUGAUGUCACACCAGGCUGCUGUCGGGACAGCUUUAUCAGGACAGCUCAGCCUCGCCUCUCCUCUUCCACUCGAGCUCGCUGACUCUGGUAGGAUACACAGUCAAGACACAGCCAACACACAGACUGAGGGACUGCUCUUCAGGAACACAGGGGUAUAUAGCAUUCUCAUCCUCCCACAGGGAAUACCCAUGGAGAUCCGGGCAAGGAUGCAUCCGAACUGCACGUUGUUUCUGCUGGUGUUGUGCUCCCUCACUAAGCUACUUGUGCUAGCGAGUCCUGAGGUCAGUGAGUGCAAGCGAGACUCAUCGAAUGAUCAGCGUGAAUUGGCUGCAACGCGCAAUCAAAUUGCUACGGCCCAAUACGAAUGUUUCCAGCGGAUGUUGAAAGACUCGCAUCACAAAAAAACAGGGCCGAUGUGCAACAGGACGUGGGACGGAUGGCUAUGCUGGGACGCAACUGAAGCUGGCUUCACCACAGAGCAGCACUGUCCAGACUACUAUGGAGAUUUUGACCCCAAAGAGGUGGCAUCCAAAGUUUGCACUGAGACGGGUCAGUGGUGGCGCCACCCACAGAGCAACAGGACCUGGACCAACUACACAAAAUGCACGGCCAACACUAAUCAAGGCAGAAGGACAGCGAUGAAUCUCUUCUACUUGGUUCUGAUUGGCCAUGGGCUGUCUCUGACAUCAUUGUUCAUAUCGUUAGGAAUAUUCUUCCAUUUCAAGAGUCUGAGCUGCCAGAGGAUAACACUCCACAAAAACCUCUUUUUCUCCUUUGUGCUGAACUCAAUCAUCACCAUCAUCUGGCUGACAGCCGUGACCAACAACCAGGAACUCAUGCGAAGCAACUCUGUGAGCUGUAAGGUGAUUAUGUUCAUCCACCUGUAUCUGCUGAGCUGUAACUACUUCUGGAUGCUGUGUGAGGGCAUCUACCUGCACACCCUCAUCGUUGUGGCCGUGUUUGCAGAGAAGCAACAUCUCAUGUGGUAUUACUUACUAGGAUGGGGUUUUCCGCUCGUGCCAGCGCUGAUACACGCAAUAGCUCGCCGCUGCUACUACAACGACAACUGCUGGAUCAGCUCAGACACGUCCUUGCUCUACAUUAUACACGGGCCCAUCUGUGCUGCACUGUUGGUCAAUCUUUUCUUCUUGCUGAACAUCGUCCGUGUUCUUAUCACAAAGCUGAAAGUGACUCACCAGGCAGAAUCGAGCCUGUACAUGAAGGCAGUGAGAGCCACGCUCAUCCUCGUCCCUCUGCUGGGGAUCCAGUUCGUCCUGAUCCCGUACAAGCCCCAGGGAAGCCUGGCCUCUGAGAUCUUCCAGUACAUUAUGAAUAUUCUCAUGCACUACCAGGGUCUCUUGGUGGCAACGAUAUUCUGCUUCUUCAAUGGGGAGGUCCAGACUGUCCUGCGGAGGCACUGGAACCAGCAGCGGAUGCAGUUUGGCGGCACUUUCGCCAACGCCGACAUCCUCCGUUCAGCCUCCUACGUGGCGUCAUCGCUCACAGAGGUCCACCGCUGCUACAGCAUCGAAAGUCAUGUCGAGCACAUGAACGGCAAGGGCUACAACGACAUCGAAGCCACCAUAUUCAGAUCGGACAACCCUUUUGCGUGAAGGCGGCCCGUGGAGUUUGGCACUUGAGACUUGGCACUUCCUUUCUUUUCUGGUCCAAGAUGUUUUCAAGAUUGAUGGGACUUUGCGGAACCAGGCAAAAAAUAAAUAAAUAAAUAAAAAUAAAAAAUCCAGGAGAAUUUUUCCAUCUUCUUCCAUCACUUUUAUAUUUUCUUGGAGUUACUGUCUGAGUUGAAUAUUUAACAUUACUAUUUUUUUAUUGUAUUUUUCUACAUUUUUACAUUUUCAAGCCAGUAAACUUCCUCUUCAUUUAAGAAACAACAUCUUCAUUUUGUUUCAUGGAUUUUUCUGACAGAUGUACACACACAGAAUUUUUGAGAGGGUGUGAGACCAAACUCCCUGCUCAUUUACACUCUCGUUUCCCGACUACCUAUCGAUUUUCAGAGAAGGCUCUUGCACAUAAGGACAACAUUAUUAACUGCAUCUACCCACCACCUCACUGUAUGGCAUCAACGCAAGGAAUGAUCAUGUUUGUCAUCUUGUGGAUUAAACUCUAAAAAGAAGCCUUGAGGAACAAGAACAACUGACGCCUAAGAGGAGCAAUGUUAGUGUUGGUGGUUUAUUUUGCUACUGCACAAGGCUCUUUCCCAAUGAUUUGACUGGAUGUUUGACUAUUUUUAUAUAUUGGGUUGUUUUAGCCAAAAAAAUUGAACUGAUCAAAAUGUCUUGAGCUAUACUGAUGAGCAUCAUGGGCCAUGUUUCGUUGGCUGCUGUGCCAAUUCUUGCUGGUGACCGUUACUGUUCUCGCCUGUUUUUUCUUUUGUUCCUUGUAUGUAUUCUACUUUGCAGAAAAUGUGUCAGAUAGUGCACAUGUUUUGGUAAACAUUAUAGUCGAGCUUUAAUAUUCUUGAAGAUAUUCUUUGCUGUAAAUAGGUGCUGCUGAUGGCACUCGGCUGUGCCGUGUACCACGUGCAGCAACACAAUCCCAGUAAAGAACAGCUUUUCAGAUGUUACUGAAAUAAUACCUUACCAGCGUAACCGCUGCAGGUCAUUACCUAAACCCUGCCUGUAUGGGACUAAGAGUGAAGGAGAACGUGGGUAAUGUAGUUUUGAACACUCCAUUUCAGUGAUUUGGAUGAAUAUAAAUCUAAAUUAUUAUCCACAUUUAUGUAGUUGGCGUUUCAUGGAAAAUGUGUAAUGAUCUACUGCUACCAUCAGCUUUUUCAUACAGGAAAAAAUAGCCAAUUACAAUCUCUUGAACAUUUGUGUAUGAUUAAAUUCUGAACAAUUCACAAAAAUGAAAGGGCAGAAAUGAAAGGUAUUUUUUUUGAUGAUCAUCUUAAGUAUUGGUAAUGUACAUCAAACAAAUACUGCUAAUCUGGAUGGUACUAGAAUGGAAAGGGGAGGUGGGACUGUGCAAAAACCAGCAGGUUGUUUGUCCUGCGGUUAUUACUCCCACAGGAUAGCCACUCUGAAUUAGUGGCUGUCUCGGUUUGGGUUCGUUUUGGUCCUGAGGUCAGGGGUGUGGGCUAAUAACUACAAAAUGCUGGCUGGCUCUUACGGAGCACUAUGGAUGUUAGAGCACAGCACCAAUUUUACAGCAGAGUAUCUACAGUACAUGUGUGUAGGACACAUAACAUAUCAUAUGGCAUUUUAUGGACGCUUUUAUUUAAAGCACUUUAUUGUAUCAUGGGUGUAUACAUUUUUACCAUGCAUGGCCCAUGUGGGAAUGCAACUGCUAUGUUUGUGCUUCACUGGGAAGUGGUUGCCUAAGCAUCACUGUGUGGGUCCGUUUUUUAGCAGUUGUCAGCAGGCAUAUCUCAAAAUGUGCUUUUUGGAUCACCAUGGAAUGUGGCGACAACUUUUAUGAAGGCUAAAGGAUGAAGCCUGGCAAUUUUGGUGACCCCAUGAUUUUAUGUCUAGUGCUACUAGCAGGCCCAGUGGGGCAUUUGCAUUUAAAGUAUCACACUUGUUAGUUAUUAAAGCAUUUAUCAGAAGCAGCUGCUGUGGAGGCAGAUACAAUCUCAUUGGCUGAUUUAAACCUCAGCAGAGCUAAGGAACCAGUUUUUCAGAGCAUCAGUUCGCUAACAUUAACUGUCAAAAUGAAAUGGCUAAGAAAAGGAAUUCAUGUGGUUAAAACAUAAAUAUAAAUGUAAAUUACUAUUUUGUUUCAUUCAUGACCAUGGAAUUCUUCAUCUUGCAAGGUCAAUAGGUUAGGUGACUAUUUACAUAAAGUUAAGUUACAGUUAAAGGCAAGCAUGGCUAAUUUGACUUAACUUAGAUUGCAUUUAUUUAAUUACUUGCUGGAACACAAGGCUUCAUCAUAUUAACCAAAUUGUCUUUAUCACUGGGCUUACUUGGCCUAAAAAUGGUGGUUCUUUAGCUCCGCCCAUGAAAGCGUAACUCAGCCAAUGAAAGGAGCCCGGCCUACAAGAAGCACUAUCACUAAAACUCCAGUUCAAAUGCUUGGCAGAGUGAGUAACAUCCUCUAACUGUGCAGCCAGGUGUGUUGACAAUGGCUAUGACCAAACUAGACUCACUUUAACCCAAGUAAAGAAAAAGCUGAGCUGUCUUGCCUAAUGUGUUUCUUUCUGAUCUAGUUAAAAGCCAUGCAAUGUUGAAUUCAGGGUGGAUUCCUUUGAAUUCCCAUGUCUUCCAUGUGAAGUAACAAGGUUUCCAGUAUGAUUGUGUCAUCAGAAACAUGUGUUACCUUGGAUGGAGACGUGAUGGCGAUCUGUCGGAUUCAAGGUCCUUUGAGCUCAUUGUGUUUUCAGUAUUUCACAGUCAAUUAUUUCAAAAUGCUGGAGAGGUGUCUGACAGAAAGAGAGGGGCAGAGAGAAAAAAGGGUGUGAAAAGUGCAUGUGUUUGUACAUAUGUAUGAUUGUUUGUUGCGUAUUAAUAUGACAUAUAUUGAGACAUAUAGGCUAUAAGGAAGAACAAUAUUAAGAUAGAUUCUGGUGUAUUUUGCAUGUUUUCAAUCAAACCAAAUAACUUAUAGACCACAUCAUUGUAAAUUUAUAUCAUUCUAUACUGUGCACAAACUCCCAGCUAGUUUGAUUAGUUGUAUAAAGAAUGAUAAUAUUAAGUGACAUACAUUUCAGUGAAGUUCCCAGUAAUGAGUGUAGGGUGCUCUGAAAAAUAAAUUUGAAAAAUAACCUAAGAGAAGCAGCACAUGUGCUACUUGAGAUUCUAAGCACAGGAAAGAUGAGUAAUGUCCAGUUAUUUUCUGACACUAAUUCUCAUAAAUUUCUUUCCUGUGCUAUGUUUUCCCACAAUAGAGUCUCGUUUGGGUGGAAUCCAAUAGCAGUACCAUCAGCAUUGGCAUUACCAUCCACUAAUAUUGCAUGUAUGACCAUGACACCCUUCACAUUGAGUAUCAUUUAAAGUUAAAACACAACUUUAUUAGGAAUGGCUAUCAAAAUGGCAAGUAGGGGGCUGCUGGUUUCAGCCCGUUCAUAAAUUUAAUUCACUUUGGUGUGAUAUUUACAUGUUGAAUAUUUCACUAGCACCAUCCAGAGUGACUUAAAAAGCAGUCAGCUGGUUGGAUUUCAGUGUCUUGCACAAGGGCACUUUAACAGAACCAACUCAGCCUGGUGCCUUUGAAGAAAAAGACCCACCAGAUCAGCAAGCGAUUCAUUAAAAUCUGAAUUAAGCAACAGUGACAGUGAUAUUGUGCAUUAUUUGUAGUCUUAUCUAGUUUUGCCUGCUUAUCAUUGUUGAAAACGAGAGACUGGGGAGAAAAAUAUGAAUGCUGACAUAACUUUAUGAGGUCAUAUCAAGGGGAACAUGCUGUCGAAUGAAAAUAACCCAAAGUGAAACUUCACUUUAAUGGUAAAGCUGACCCCCAAAAAUGAUACUUUUGUUAGAUUUUCUCAGAGGUGGAGUCAGAAUAAAACUGUUCAUAAUAAAUAUAUUAUAAAAAUGCCACAAGGGUUUUUUUUUUCUUACAUUU
Myripristis murdjan (pinecone soldierfish) is the source of this 5610-nucleotide messenger RNA. Its product is annotated as calcitonin gene-related peptide type 1 receptor-like. The transcript has 14 exons. Gene Ontology annotation, cellular component: plasma membrane. Gene Ontology annotation, molecular function: adrenomedullin receptor activity; calcitonin receptor activity; calcitonin gene-related peptide receptor activity. Gene Ontology annotation, biological process: adenylate cyclase-activating G protein-coupled receptor signaling pathway; angiogenesis; cell surface receptor signaling pathway. NCBI's taxonomy places the organism in Eukaryota, Metazoa, Chordata, Actinopteri, Holocentriformes, Holocentridae. Bases 90 to 1700 code for a protein of 536 amino acids. The record is from RefSeq and is a predicted model, not a curated record.